AUGGGAGACUGGAAAACCUACAUUAAUACCAUCCUGAAGGACAAAAACAUUGAAGAUGUAGCCAUUGUAGGGCAUUCUGACAACAAGUCCGUAUGGGCUUCUAAACCAGGAGGCCUCUUGGCAGCCAUCUCUCCCCAGGAAGUGGGAGUGAUUGUUGGAAAGGACAGAAAGGCAUUCCUGCAGACUGGGAUCACCAUAGCUGGCAAGAAGUGCAGUGUGAUCCGUGACAACUUGCUAGUGGAUAAAGAUGCUGUGAUGGACACCAGAACCAAAAAUGGUGACAGCAAAUCUAUCUGUAUCGGGAAGACUGCAAAAGCUCUGAUCUUCCUCAUGGGGAAGAAGGGGGUCCAUGGAGGUGCUCUUAAUAAGAAGAUGCAUGACCUGAUAGCAAGCAUGAAAUCCAAAGGCAGCUAG
This is a messenger RNA of Eublepharis macularius, 414 nucleotides long. RefSeq names its product profilin 3 (gene PFN3). Gene Ontology annotation, molecular function: actin binding. The record is from RefSeq and is a predicted model, not a curated record. Bases 1 to 414 code for a protein of 137 amino acids. Gene Ontology annotation, cellular component: cytoplasm. Gene Ontology annotation, biological process: actin cytoskeleton organization; positive regulation of actin filament bundle assembly; regulation of actin filament polymerization. The transcript has a single exon. NCBI's taxonomy places the organism in Eukaryota, Metazoa, Chordata, Lepidosauria, Squamata, Eublepharidae.